CUAUAAGGGGUGUGUCUUUCUUUGAUUUUAUUAGCACUUUAAUAGCAGCUGAAGAAGAAGUACCCUGUGCCCCGAGAAAAAUACAUUAAAAUCUGAUCAUGGACAUGGAGGCUAUGGAUACUGCCGUCCGCAUGCCCAUUACAGGUGUCACACUCUAUGACAAUGGAUAUGCUGUAUUUGAGAGGCAGACAACGGUCAGUGGGAACGGGCAGAUUGAUCUCUACUUCCCAACGGACCUCAUGAAGAAUGUUCUGGAAUCGCUCGAGUUUUUAGGCGAUGCGUCAGCCAAUGUUGGUAAUAUUGCCUACGAAGCCACAAAACCGACUGCAAAUAUCGAGAUAAAAGAAACGGAGCCGCUACUGAGUUUGAUACGCUCACUUGUUGGCUGCCAGGUGGUGCUUCAAACUAACGAUGGGGCGGAGCAAGGGAUUGAGGGGCGUGUCCUCGGGAUUGAAGAGAACAUAAGCGUUAGAGGAGAGUCAACAUCACAGGAGCACGUCGCCUUGUACCUCCCAGGGGGACGCCUAGGGAUGUACCCCUUGGAUAGCAUUCGUAAUGUGUGCCUCUCUGAGGAACAAGUCCGUCAGGAUAUAUCCUUCUCUUUGGAUCUCACUAAGAACAAAAGCAGGGAGGACAUGCAGAAACUCUCUGUGUUUUAUUCAAACGUGGAUUCUCCCAAGAAUCUCAUUGCCAGGUACGGGUUUCAGGUCAGUGAAUGGAAGAGCUCCUAUCGUAUGUCGUCAGAUCCUCGUCAGCCUAACCAGCUAAUGCUUCACGGACUAGCCAUCAUUGAAAACUCACUCUGGGAGGAUUGGAACGACGUUAAGGUCACUCUGGUUGUCGGUGCUCCUGCUAUCCACUCUGAGAAAGAGCAAAAUGAUGAAGGAGCCUGGCGUCUUGUUGUGAAAACCCUUGAUGGGUCUUCGAUAACUAUACGCGCCAAUCCAAAGGACUCUGUCCUCGCUGUGAAGAGUAAAGUGGCCAAAAAGAAAGGAGUGUCUCCUUUCUCUUUUAAACUCGUGUUUUGUGGUAAGGCUGUGGAGGAUGGUCGCUCUCUCUCUGAUUACACUAUCAAUGACAAUGCAGUCCUCCACAUGUCCUAUGUGGAUAGUAGGGGAAAGGGAGGAGGAGUAGCAGCAGCUGGAACCAUCUCACAGGCACAGUUUGUAAUGGCAGCCCAGGAUCACCUCUCCUACUAUCAGAUACCAAUGCAUGUCACUGCUCAGAGAAAGCAAAAGGCAAUCGUUACGAUGCUCCAGACUAAACUUGAAGGACAACAGGUGGUCCUAUACGACGAGACGAUAAGAAAAGGGAAUCCACUGUCCUCCAUUUUAUUUGAGAACACCACAGGUCGUACACUAGAGGGAGGCAGUGUUAUAUUAACAACUGCUGAAGCUUUCCUGGGGCAGAGUACCCUACCCACUCUUAGCCCAGGAGAUGAGUCUCCUCCCAUACCUUAUGCAGUGGAGCUCGGCUGUGAAGUAUCUAAAGGUAACGACAGUACUUAUCUACGUCCUCACCGCAUUGAGAUUGUGGAUGGAAACGUUGGCCUCUAUAGGAUACAUAGGGAGGUUACCAUAUACCGUAUUUCAAAUAAGAGCGAGAAGCAGCUUGACUUCCUUCUCAACCACCUCUUCCUUGAGCAGUAUGACCUGGUUCAGAAUCCCAACAACGAGGAGGAGGAGCCUGUUGACAUCACCGACAGGUUCUACCAGUUCCGCUUUCAAGUUGAUCCAAAAGUUGAGAAGAAGUCUUUCCUAGUCCGUGAAGAGAUUACAGACAGGAAGGAGCAUGGUAUUCGCGGCCUUGAUAAGGAGGAAUUCGAUCGCUGGGUUUCCAAAUCUUACUUGGAUGCACCGACGACUGAGUCUUUGAAGAAGACCUUUGAAUUGCGCAAGCAGAUUGGAUUCUGGGAGAGAGAUAUAUUUGAGAAGGAGGGAGAGGAGAGGGAGAUAAACAGGAAUCAGAGUCACAUAAGAGAGAAUAUAUCGGCACUUGAGAAUCACACCAAACAAGCUGCUAAGUAUAUCAACAGUCUUGAGGAGGAGGAAGAGAAGCUUAAAGCCGCUAAGGAAGGGGUGAAGAAAGCUAGGGCUAAGAAGAAGGAGCUUGAAAAGCAGUUGACUAAUCUAAUUGCUUCUAUCAAAUUUGAAAAGAAUAUCCCCAAACCAAAGGAUACCUUGUCAUCAGCUGUACCAAUGGAGCAGUGACCGUGUGACUAUAAAAAUACUUAUUAUUUAAUCUCCAGUAGUUAGCCAUAGUUGAUUUUAGUUCCCAGUUUAGUAGAUCAUAUAUUGGUUUAUAGUUUUUGAUUAUGAUUAUACCAAUUAUCACAUAAUAGUA
Molecule: messenger RNA, 2343 nt
Organism: Amphimedon queenslandica
Lineage: Eukaryota; Metazoa; Porifera; Demospongiae; Haplosclerida; Niphatidae
Exons: 4
Coding region: 99-2210 (703 amino acids)
Molecular function (GO): protein binding
Source: RefSeq, a predicted model, not a curated record